Halteromyces radiatus is the source of this 1878-nucleotide messenger RNA. RefSeq names its product armadillo-type protein. The transcript is spliced from 5 exons. Gene Ontology annotation, biological process: NLS-bearing protein import into nucleus. Gene Ontology annotation, molecular function: protein binding; nuclear import signal receptor activity. Gene Ontology annotation, cellular component: nucleoplasm; nucleus; cytoplasm. The coding region runs from base 66 to 1679 and encodes 537 amino acids. The record is from RefSeq and is a predicted model, not a curated record. Lineage: Eukaryota; Fungi; Mucoromycota; Mucoromycetes; Mucorales; Cunninghamellaceae.
UUUUUUUUUUUCUUCUUCCUUACGUUAGUCUCUCUUUUUCUCGCUCUUCCCUCUUACAAUCGAUAAUGGACAAUAAAUCAACAGCUAGUCAGCGAAAGACUGCUUUCAAGAACAAGGAUACAUUCCAAAGUGAACAAGUGAGGAAUCGACGACAACAACACACAGUAGAACUCCGGAAACAAAAACGCGAAGCCAACUUGACAAAGCGUCGAAAUCUCAACUUUGAUCAAGGCAUGUCUGAAAGUGACGAUGAAGGUGUAGAUCAAUCUGAAAAGGAAUUCGAGCUACAGCAACAACUCCAAAGUUUGGUUGCAGCGAUUAAUAGCAAUAACGUUGAACUACAAUAUGAUGCCACUAUCAAAUUUCGUAAGCUUCUAUCAAAAGAACAAAACCCUCCUAUUCAACAAGUGAUCGAUGCUGGCAUGGUUCCCAAGUUUGUCGAAUUUCUAAGUUCUCGUCAUGGUUUACUUCAGUUUGAGGCUGCAUGGGCUUUAACAAAUGUUGCUUCUGGUACCUCUGAGCAAACUGAAACCGUGAUUGCUGCAGGUGCUUUACCCAUUUUUAUCAAGCUUUUAAGCAGUGAUGUCACAGAUGUCAAGGAACAAGCUGUAUGGGCACUUGGAAAUAUUGCUGGUGAUAGUCCAAAAUGUCGUGACCACGUAUUGGAACUCGGUGCUUUGGGGCCUCUAUUGACUAUCUUGGGUGAACAUCAUAAAAUCACAAUGACAAGAAAUGCAACAUGGACUCUUUCUAAUUUAUGUCGAGGAAAUACAACAGAAUUCCAAUGGCAAGCCAUUUCACCUGCUUUACCAGUCCUUGCUAAAUUGAUUUAUUCAUCUGAUGAAGAAAUAUUGAUUGAUUCAUGCUGGGCGUUAUCAUAUCUCUCCAACAGCAAUAACGCACAUAUUCAAGAAGUAGUGGAAUCUGGUGUAUGUAGACGUCUUGUUGAAUUAUUGAUGCAUCCUUCUUCAGCUGUACAAUCACCUGCUCUUCGAUCGGUGGGGAAUAUUGUGACUGGUGACGACAUGCAAACUCAAGUGAUCAUCAAUUGUGGUGUUCUUCCUGCCUUAUUAUCAUUACUUAGUGGAUCCAAGGAAACUUUACGCAAGGAAGCCUGUUGGACUAUAUCGAAUAUUACUGCUGGAAACGGCGCUCAGAUUCAAGCCGUGAUUGAUGCUAAUCUUAUUCCACUAUUAAUACACAAUCUUGCUGCUGGUGAUCCAAAAACGAAAAAGGAAGCUUGUUGGGCUAUUGUCAAUGCAACAUCAGGUGGACUCAAUAAUCCUGCACAAAUUCAAUACAUGGUGUCCCAGGGAUGUAUCAAACCUCUUUGUGAUAUACUGACAGCAUUGGACAAUCGUAUUACGUUGGUGGCUUUGGAUGGACUAGAAAAUAUUCUGAAGGUGGGCGCUUUGGAAAUGAGACGGGGUGAAUGUGACGACAAUAGAUAUGCAUUAUAUAUUGAAGAUUGCGGAGGGAUGGAUUCUAUUCAUCAACUACAAUUUAGUGAAAACGAACAAAUCUACAAAAAAGCAUACAAUAUCAUCAAUGUCUUCUUCAGUAAUGAUGAAGAUGAAGCAGGACUUAUGGCGGAUACUGAUCCUUCUCGUGCUGGUGGUUUCCAAUUCCAAUCUGAUGUCAAUGUUCCUCAAGGUGGAUUCCAAUUUGGUCAACCCUAGAUGAUCAUGAUAUCCUUUUUCCUUCUUUUAUUACUCUUUAUACAUCUCCCUUAGUUUUUAGUUUAUCUUUAUCAUUAGUGUACAUUUUUUUUUUUAUUUUGAAUCAGUCAAUUACACUCACACACACAUAUAUUCAUUUAUCUUAGUCACUCCACUUUUUAGUCUUGAAGACACAUAUCAUGAUUUCUACCUAUUUUCC